Suillus discolor is the source of this 2680-nucleotide messenger RNA. RefSeq lists its product as uncharacterized. NCBI's taxonomy places the organism in Eukaryota, Fungi, Basidiomycota, Agaricomycetes, Boletales, Suillaceae. The record is from RefSeq and is a predicted model, not a curated record. Bases 1 to 2235 code for a protein of 744 amino acids. The transcript has 20 exons.
AUGCACCGAACCGGUUUGGUGCAGUACCAUUGGCAUUGGGUGCCUGCCCAUUCCAGAGGCCAGCAGAAGGUGCUCACGCCAGCAUUCAGUAAUGCGGCCAUUCGGAAACUCACAUUGGUGUUUUAUGACUCAGCAUACAAGGCCAAAGGAAAAUGGGAUACUGCCAUUGAAUCGAGCAAGGAUGGUGAUGCUGUAAUCGAGGUCCAGAACUGGAUGAAUCAUAUACAUAUGUUGGCGGAGGAAGUAGUGGCUCAGAUGAAGGUCUUGCUUCUCGCGGGUUAUGAGACAACAUGCAUCAGUCUUACGGCUGCGCCUCCACCCCCUCCCGCUCCUCAGCGCAUACUUCUGGAGUCCUUUGCUGUUGUUUGCACCCCAAAGUUCAGUCCCUACUUUGGAAUUUUCCACCUCACCGACCCCCCAGGCUUGCAAACAAUCUUGGACUGCAAUGUUAAGGAAGCCUUCCACCCACACCCAGAGGUACCGAUCUGCACAGACGCAGACGAGGGGCAUGUGCAAAUGAAAGACAUCCCGCUGGAGAUCCAUUUCUGGCACUUGGCAUCUGUACAAUCCGCAUCCGUUACCCCCUACAUGCACAUGCCUUCGUAUCAGAUACUACGGCACUUGCAUGUCUACGUUAAGCAUACACGAGACGUUGUCAAUGUCUUCUGCGCCCAGAGCAAGCCUAUUCUAGGAACCAAGAAGAAGUUCCAAGUGCUACAGAGGCAAGUCAAUGCACAUGAACGGGAGGUACAACACGCGAUCCGUGAGAAAGAGGCCCGCAAGAAACUCAAGGCCUGUCAGAAGAAGGGCGCAAUUAUGUGUCCUGAUGGUACUGCCGGACGACAUUUCAAUUUACAGCACGCUAUGAAUCUAGAUGGUAAGGAUACUAUGUAUAAGAAAAUUCAGUACAAGAUCAUUGAAAUUGCCAAGGAUAAUGGUUUACACCUCGAGACCACCAUUAGAUACCAGCCGCCGACACUGCUAGGCACCAUAAUCACAUUGGCCAUGCUCGAAAUCCCAUACCUCACACACUUCAAGGACGGCUGGCCCGUCAAAGAUUUUUUGCAACAAUUCUUGCAAAAUCACGCCAACUAUAGGAGAAGGAUGGGUUACGAUGCACCCAGCUCAAACAAGAUCACACUCUCGAUCCCUAACAAGUCGACUCAGACGCAUACAUCCACUGGUCGUGCCAAGUUGCCAGUUCCUGCAGCUCACUCUGACUCAGAUGAUAGUAGCGAGACGGACCCUGGGUCAGAUGAAGACUUGGACUCAGAGGAGAUUGGGCCAGGAAGCGAAGGAGGCCUGCCUGCUGAUAUUGCAGAGCUCUUCAAGAAGCGAGUCGAGGAUUUUUUGAAAUCCAAAGGACACCUUGCUCAAACUUCAGCACCCACCGACACUAGCCAGACCACCAAAGGGACAAAGAAGAGUACUAAGCCAAAGUCGCAGACAGCAACAACUUCCAGUAAGAAGAUUGCCACUGCCACUGUUGCACGAGUUGGAGUGAGUAGCAAGAGGGUCAAGCCACCGGUACCAGUUGCGACACAACCUGAAAAACUAGAAAAGAAGCCUCAGCCACGACCGGUGCAAUGGAAGAAAGAGAAGGCUGAAGUUACCCAGGCUGCCCCUUCAACUCACCGUCACUCUAGAUCACCCCCACCAUCCCCACUCCCUUCAUUCAGCUUCUCGCCACAGGAUAUCCCAGACACCUGUCCAAACGAGGACUGCGAAGAUCUUGUUCCCUCUCCACCUUCGCCACAGCUGAUUCACAUGUUCCACAGUCUCGCAGAACACAUCCACAAAGAAGGAGAAUAUGGUCGCACUGUUCUUCGCAUUACGCUGCACAUCUGUUCAGAUAUCGCAUCUGAAAACCAGUUGUCAGAAAUACGUCAGCAGGUGGCAGAGUGUGGUUGGCCAGUAUCUGUUAAUUUCGUUGAACUUAAUGAUUUCACAUGGUCAUUGACAGCUGAUGUUGCUAAGAUCCUCUCAGAUCGCAGUGCCCGAGCUAGCCACAUCAUCUGGAGAACCCUGCUGGAUCGUGUAACCCACCAUUGCCGCAACAAGGGAGUUACGGAGGAGGAGCACCUUCUUGCUUUUACAAGAGACAAGGGACCUGCAACUGCUUUUGUCAAUGAGUUAUCGACCACUGGCUUUUUCGGUUCAAAGGGUGAGCAUAUCAUUGGGCAUGCCCUAGAAGCCAUGUUUCGUACAUCCACUGUUCCUCUUGAUGCUAUUUGACCGCUCGACCUCAAGAAGUUCACUCACUGUUUCCUAAUUCCAUAUGUUGCUACUCGUGCAAUUGCUCAUCGACUCAAUGUCAGUACAGCGGAGGCUCACACAAUUCUCUUGGAAAGCAGACCGGCUGGGAUUCAACUGCAUCCUGCACUAGACUCUGACAAAGAACUGGACCGGAUCUGCAGGUCAAACAUUCAGCGCUCUAAGUCAAACACAAUCAUCAUUCGUCCAAGUUGCACGACUCGCAAUGAAGCUCAAGGUGGUCCACCAAGGUUUCGCAGCCGGACUUGGCACAUAGAGACCACGCCACCUCCACAACCUGGACCUUCACGACAUGCGAAUGCCCUCAAGUUCUCCAAAUGUGCAAGCCAGGACAAUCCUUCACCACUGUCCCCUCUCUCCUCGAUGCCGCCAGUGAGUUUGUUUGUAGGGCUGCACACCGUCGCCG